CGAGAAAGGGCCGGAGCCAUCGGGCACCACCUUGGACCGGAAAGUGGGCAGGCGGUGACAACCGAAGAGCCGGCAAGACCUCGCAGCACCCUCGUCCUCCAUGUGCCUUCCGCGGAGGGCCGGGUUGGGGGAAGGAGCGGGAGGCCCCCCAACCGCAUCACGCGAGGGCGGGGACGGCACUUGUCGCGUGUCUGGCGCGGGGCCGGACGGGUGGCAGCGGGAGGGGGUGGUAGUAGAGGGUGUUAGAGAUGCAGGGGUUCAGAAGUCUAGCAGGAGACUUAGACCUGGAAGCGCCUCCUCGGAGGACUUAGGGGGUUAGAGGAGGCCGUGGGCGUGUCUGGUAUGGGAUGCCUUGCAAAGGAGGGGGCCCUGUUGAGUAGUUCUGUGGGUGGUUCCUUUAAGGAAUCCUCUAACUUUUUGCCCUUUGAUUUGCCAAAGAGAGAGUCCCCAUGGUCUCUGUUCAAGUUUUGGAAACUUUCUCUUUGGGUGGGCCUAAUCACCUACUACUUCAUUAUAGAAUUGCCCAGGGUCUUUUCUGAUACUGAGCACAAACGUGGGGAAUAUGGCAGAAAACAGGAAGCCGCUGCUGGGCUUCGUGGGCAAACUCCCAUGUGGGACCACACCUGGGAACUCAGGCAAGACUCACUGCCCUUUGUGCAUGGGGCUUUUCAAGACCCCCAGGCUCUUGCCUUGUUUGCACACAGUUUGCACCACCUGUCUGGAGCAGCUGGAACCCUUCUCAGUAGUGGACAUCCGUGGGGGAGACUCUGACACAAGCUCUGAGGGGUCAAUAUUCCAAGAACUCAAGCCAUGCACUCUGCAGCCGCAGAUCGGCAUCCUCUGUCCGGUAUGUGAUGCUCAGGUGGACCUGCCCAUGGGUGGAGUGAAGGCUUUAACCAUAGACCACCUGGCCAUGAAUGAUGUCAUGCUGGAGAGUCUGCGUGGGGAAGGCCAGGGCCUGGUGUGUGACCUGUGCAGCGACAGGGAAGUGGAGAAGAGGUGUCAGACCUGCAAAGCCAAUCUCUGCCACUUUUGCUGCCAGGCUCAUAGACGGCAGAAGAAGACGACUUACCAUACCAUGGUGGACCUCAAAGACUUGAAAGGCUACAGCCAGGUUGGGAAACCCAUUCUGUGUCCUGCUCACCCUGCAGAGGAGCUGAGGCUGUUCUGUGAGCUCUGCGACCGGCCCGUGUGCCGGGACUGCGUGGUGGGGGAGCACCGGGAGCACCCCUGUGACUUCACCAGCAACGUGAUCCACAAGCACGGGGACUCGGUGCGGGAGCUCCUCAAAGGCACCCAGCCCCACGUGCAGGCCCUGGAGGCAGCGCUGGCGCAGAUCAAAGGGACCCACAGCGCCCUGAAGGAACGAGUGGAGGCUGUGGCCGCCGAAGUCCGGACCUUCUCCGAGGGCCACAUCAAGGCCAUUGAGGAGCAUCGGGACAAGCUGCUGAAGCAGCUGGAAGACAUACGGGUCCAGAAGGAAAACUCCCUGCAGCUGCAGAAGGCACAGCUGGAGCAGCUGCUGGCAGACAUGCGGACCGGCGUGGAGUUCACCGAGCACCUGCUGAGCAGCGGCUCCGACCUGGAGAUCCUCGUCACCAAGGGGGUGGUGGUGGAACGGCUGGCAAAGCUGAACAAAGUGCAAUACAGCGCUCAUCCCGGCGUCAACGAGAAGAUCACCUUCUCUCCCAGGGCGAAAGCAGGCCUGUGCCGUGGCUAUGCGGUCUAUGGGGCCAUCAACACCAAAGAGGUCGAUCCAGCCAAAUGCGUGCUGCAGGGGGAAGAUCUCCACAGAGCCCGGGAGAAACAGACAGCCUCUUUCACCCUGCUUUGUAAGGAUGCAGCCGGAGAGAACAUGGGCAGGGGAGGAGACAACAUCCAAGUGGCAGUAGUCCCUAAAGAUAAGAAGAACAGGUGGGUACCUAGGCUGUGGUCACGGACACAAAGGCCACCCAGGGCGUCCCCACUGGUCGUGCUGUGGGAAGUUGACCGAGAAGUCGGAGUGCACGUGGGCAGGUGGCCAGAGCGCACCGAGGGGUCUGCUGAGGACAGUGGCGCUCUGAUGGCUCCCUGGGGUGCGUGGUCAUGGCUCCGGCCAGCACAACUUCGGGCUCCCGGAGGACCCCAGACCUACGUUCUGAAGAAACGGACAGAAUUAAAAGCAAAGUGCCUUGCGUUAUACCCCUGAGUCCAAGGACGUUUUGUUUUACUCCCUGCUUGUAUGUGCAGGUGGUUGAGCACCAGAGACCAGACCACGUCUCUCUUCUUGGCCAAAGGUGUUGUUUUUUUUUUUAGGGGGAGGGGCAGGCAGUCAGCGGUCUGGUUAAAGUUAACACCAGAUGGUGCCCCUCAUCGGGUCCUUUUAAAAAAUACACACAAAAGUCCGGUGAGAUCGCAGCUGUACCAAACAGCUAAAAGAGAUUUUAGAAUCCUACAGUGUGUAUCUUAAAAAUCUGAUCCGUUCAUCUUUAAGAUCAGAUGGAUCUUGGAAACUAGCCGUUUUUAAAGCUGGCUUUCUAGGCGCAUAAUGUGUGCACUACGGUUUUAAAACAGUGUGCGUGUGUUUUUGUAUGACGGAGCCCGUUCAUAGGAAGUCUAAAUUGCCUAGAAAUAAUGUACCAUGUUGACUAGCAGAGUGGUAUUAGAGGUGAUCUCAGUGUUAAGUAGGAAAAUCUAGUUCAAUAAACUCUGUAUCACCCCUCAAGAAAAAGUGUCCUUUCUAUACUGAUAUUUUGUUUUAUACAGGCAUGGGGGUAGCCAGAUCCUUAACCACUAGGCUACUGGGGAGCUCUUGGUCCCUUACUUUUUGAUAUAUAGCUUUUAAAUUCCUCCCUGAGCUACAUUAUUUCGAUCUCUCCCUUGGAGAAUAAAAGCCUCCUUUCCAUCUA
Messenger RNA from Phacochoerus africanus (Common warthog), 2888 nucleotides. RefSeq names its product tripartite motif containing 45 (gene TRIM45). Gene Ontology annotation, biological process: positive regulation of DNA-templated transcription. NCBI's taxonomy places the organism in Eukaryota, Metazoa, Chordata, Mammalia, Artiodactyla, Suidae. The coding region runs from base 563 to 2188 and encodes 541 amino acids. The transcript has 4 exons. Gene Ontology annotation, molecular function: ubiquitin-protein transferase activity; protein binding; zinc ion binding. Gene Ontology annotation, cellular component: nucleoplasm; chromatin. The record is from RefSeq and is a predicted model, not a curated record.